AUGUUCUUGACCUUUCCUGUCGGUCUGCAUAUUCUUCUGUUCAUCUCGAUUCUGUAUCAUCACACUCUUUGCGAUAUACUGGUUGCUUUACCACUUCUCAACCAGCGAAGUUUCAAAACCCGCUGGCAAUUUAGGAAGAUGAGUCUGCGGGGUCUGGUCUUGGUCUUUGCAAUCUUUUCGUCUGUCAUAGAUGCCAUUCCGACAAUUGCCUACCCAUUGAACUCUCAGGUCCCGCCUGCAGCACGAAUCUCGACUCCUUUCUCCUAUGCCUUUUCCACUUCGACAUUUUCAUCCACUCUUCCUAUGACAUACACUCUGUCAAGCGGUCCUAAGUGGCUCUCAUUAGAUAGCGACUCUCGGAUACUCUCUGGAACACCUUCGACCGAAGAUGUGGGCACCGAUACAGUUACUGGUGUUCCCAUUGGCUUGACAGCCAGCGAUUCCACUGGCUCAAUUACAUUGAAUGCAACACUGGUGGUUUCUAAGAACCCAGCACCUUCAGUGCAAGUACCAGCAACCCAAUUGGCCUCCUCAGGCAAAUUUUCAGCUCCAUCAACACUGCGUUACCACCCUUCAACGCCGUUCAAUUUCAGCUUUCAACCCGCAACAUUCACGAGAAGUGAUGGCAGCUCAACAUUCAUCUACUAUGCAGUAACUUCUACCAACACGCCACUGCCCUCCUGGAUUCAUUUCGACGACAGUACGAUCUCGUUCACUGGACAGAGUCCAGACUAUCAGUCGCUUAUACAACCUCCGCAGACAUUUGGAAUACAGCUCAUAGCGACGGAUAUUGAGGGUUUCGGGGGUGCCUCAUUAUACUUUGAUAUUGAAGUUGGCGUUCACCUACUGGCCUUCAAGAACACCGAGAUGGUGAUCAAUGGAACAGUAGGAGAGACUCUCCGCUUAGAUGGGCUGUUUCAAGAUCUGGAACUGGACGGCCAGGCUCCGAAUUCAUCGGAUAUAGUUGCAACGUCUGCUCAAAUACCAUCAUGGAUGACCUUCAAUAACUCAAGUCUCGCACUCACUGGCACUGUGCCAGUUGAUGCCGCCUCUUUCAAUAUCACGGUCCAGGUGACAGACAUCUAUGGCGAUACAGCCGAGGCUUUUAUUCAGAUCAUAAUCCCAGUUUCUCUAUUCAGCAAAUCCAUUGGAAGUCUGAACGCAACUACAGGCUCAACCUUUUCAUAUGACCUAGGCAUCUACCUCACCAAUAGAUCUGACACGGAGAUGAUGGCGCAAAUACUCCCUCCGCAAGCAUGGAUCUCUUUCAACCCGCAGACGUUAAUUAUUGCAGGGCAAAUACCGCCUUCCACACAACCAUCAACGAUUUUGAUCACAUUGUCGGCAACAUCGAAGUCACGCCAAACUACAAAGUCCCAGGCUUUCGAUUUGUUAAUAUUCGCGAACAAUCAGACCCUAACAUCAACCGCGCCACAUCAUUCAACCACACUUACUUCCCGAACAUCCCAAGUUCCGACCAGUUCGAGAACAGUGGAGACAAGCUCCAUCGCGGCGAAUUCGCCUAAACGCCUUGGCAAUGAUAUUAUUCUAGCCAUAGUAAUACCUCUUGGGAUACUGUUCCUAGCCAUGUUAUUGAUACUCUGCUGUUACUAUCCACGACGGCAUGCGGCGAAGAAGCUGAAAGAAACUGGCAAAGUCGAGAAACGUUCCAUAUCAUCCCCUCUGGAAGCAACACCAAGUAUUGCAGAAAGCUUCCAAACGAUCGAAUCAGUAUCCACAAUUCCACCCCCACCCCCUCUCCAGCUGGAUAUGUCUGGAUUCGGUAUUCAGAAUGAUGCGAGACCUGGGACUGUCUUGGGACCGAUCUCAGGGGCGGAGACUGCAGAAGGCAGGAGGCAUCCAAGUGGCGUCGCAAACAAUCCCCUGAGGCGAUCACUGACCAUGUCAACUGCUCCAGGCUCGCAGGUCUCUCAUCUGAGUCAAUCACACCAUUCUGGAUUUGGAAAUAGGGCUCGGUCUAAAUCCGACAACGCCCUGUCUGACGAUAGCUGGAGAUACACCCAGAACAGCGAAUAUCUAACAAUGAGAUCAUCUGGAACAAGUUCUUCCCAGACGCAUAACUUAAACCGAAACUAUUCCAACUACUCUCGCAAAGGCCACUCUCGACGGCCAACUAUGUUUCUCUCCGCGAAUCAAGUUCACCCUACUACGCAUAGCAAUCCUCCUAUUCAACCUCGCGAGAGCACGAUUCUCAAUCUCAGAGAUAGUAACUUUUCGCUUACGCCACUUGAAAGCUUCUCUGCGCUAGAGAAAGGAAGUGUUCUUACAGACACGAACGCAGCCUUGCCAUCCGUCCUACCAUCCACAGAAGUUCCAAUCCCCCCGAAAUCUGCAAAACGACAAUCCCGGUUCAUUACAACCACGGAUAGGUCCAGAGGGAUCGGUCAUGGCCGACAAGAGUCCAUCUUAUCCUUCUCUGGAAUUCCUGCGAAGAGACGAAGCAUCGGUCAUGGACAAGACUGGUCAGAUGGCCGGGGCUUGGAUAGGGAUCCAAGGAACUUGUUUAAUACAGCUAACUUACCUGGGAACGAGAAGCGAAGAAGUAAUGCCGGCACAUCAUCGCCCUUUGAGUCACCCAAAAGAGCCUCGGUCUCCCCAAGAAAAACCAUAAGACAAGUCACCAAAAGUCCAUCGAUACCACCCCAAUCCAUGGUUCUCUCAGAAAGUAGCGGGAACUCCCGCCUCUCUCGUCCAGUUAGUAGAAGGGUUGGCUCAUCCCCCUUCUUUGGAGGCUCAUCAAUUAGAACUUCCGGGAAGAUAAGCAAGAAGCCUCGCCGAACGUCCUACGCAGACUCUCCUACCGUCCCAGAAGAAGCUAUCAUGGAUACUCUCGAGGCGACUAUCGCGCAAGGCCUGCGCGAUAUGAGUGAUGAACUAGAUCAUCGCGAUUCUUUUGGCAUCUCAUAUGGUAUGGCAAGAGAAGAGACUAGGCAGCUCAGAUCUUACAUCCAGAGUCAUCUCGGAGGACGAACAAGGACGAGAACUAGCAUACGCUCAUACGAGUCGAGGGAUAGUCGGUUCGAGUCCGCGACAGGCUCGAUAUCGCACACGGAGAGAAGCCCCCACGGGGAGCCACCAAGAGGCGAUGAGUUCUACGAAGACUAUACUCCAGACGGUUUUUCGGACGGGAGCUGGGAAACGCAGAGGAGUGCGAGGGACGAUGAGGGUAGCGUAGUGACAGAUGGCGAUGGUUUGCAAAGUCCCGAACAUGGAUAUGGGAACUCGAAAUCGACUCCAGCUACUCCAGAGAUAGGCAGAGCAGCGAGGAUUGUCAAUGGAGCCGGAAGGAGGCCUAUGAGUGUCGAUGCGAGAGGAGUGAAGAGAGUGCACACACAGAGGGGCGAGAUGGAUCAUACGGCUUAUAUCUGA
Molecule: messenger RNA, 3390 nt
Organism: Cadophora gregata
Lineage: Eukaryota; Fungi; Ascomycota; Leotiomycetes; Helotiales; Ploettnerulaceae
Exons: 1
Coding region: 1-3390 (1129 amino acids)
Cellular component (GO): membrane
Molecular function (GO): calcium ion binding
Source: RefSeq, a predicted model, not a curated record